AUGGGUUCCGAUCCCCAAUAUGCGAAGUAUCCUCUCCUCCCUCUCGCCCAGCACAUCUUCACUCUCACCAACCCUUCUUCGCCCAAAACCAUCCAGCAAACAUCCCUAAAGAGCCUACAAGAUGCAAUCGCCGAGCACAAGAUGGCGCCGUUAUACCGGUAUCUGGCCCACCCUUCAGAAGGCAUCCUCAACGCCACCGGGGUAAGCUCUACGCAUUCUACAAAGCCGCCUGGACGAAAAGCUAGCGCUGCUGGUAUGGUGGCAAGCAAGAACUCAAUACCCAAGAUCGACCUACCGUGGGACGAGGCUCUAUAUGAGAAGUUGAAGAAGGAGAAUGACGAGGAGUUGGAGGCGUUUAAGAAGGAGGAAGAGGAGGCGGAAGAGAAGGCUGGGGAAACCGAAGUACAGGCUGCUAGAGGAAAGCGUGCGGAGUUCUGGGCUCGAGUUGGAGACAAGGACCAAUCGAUUGCAGCCUACGAAGAGGUAUUCGAAAAGACAGGCGUUUUGGGAACGAAGAUUGAUCUCGUGCUCGCUAUCAUUCGAAUGGGUCUAUUUUACGGCGACAAGUUAUUGGUGAAGAAGCAUGUGGAUCGGGCGAAGGCGUUGGUUGAGAGUGGAGGAGACUGGGACCGAAGGAAUCGAUUAAAGGCAUACCAGGGACUCUAUCUCCUCACAGCUCGAUCCUACAACUUGGCCGCUCCUCUCCUUCUCGACAGUCUUUCUACUUUCACUAGCUACGAACUUUGCUCCUACUCUUCCCUCGUCGUCUAUGCCGUCUUGGCUGGAUCUGUUUCGUUAAAGCGAGUCGAUUUUAAGACAAAGGUUGUUGAUGCGCCAGAGAUCAAGGCUAUUCUAGGUGAUGGCGAUGACAAGCUUGAUGCGCUUUCGGGGGCGAUUUCAGCUGGUCCAGGAGCUGAUGAGGAGAUGGAGGAUGUCUCUUCAGCAACACCAUCAGGUGCCAGAACCGUCGUCAACCUCACCACCCUCGGAAGCGACCAACCAGAGGCUGAAGUCGCGGUCGAUUUUUCGCCGCUUGCACAGCUUGUGAGCAGUCUGUACACUGGGAGUUACCGUGACUUCUUUGGUGCUUUGGCAGCUGUGGAGGUCAACUUUCUAAGCCAGGACCGAUACCUUUACGAGCACAGAGGUUGGUUUGUUAGAGAGAUGCGUCUUCGUGCUUACCAACAACUGCUGCAAAGCUAUCGUGUUGUUGGGCUUGAGAGUAUGGCUAAUGACUUUGGCGUUUCCGUGGAUUUCUUGGACCGUGAUCUGGCCAAGUUCAUUGCCGCAGAACGCAUUCCGUGUACUAUCGACCGUGUGACUGGAAAGGGUAUUAUCGAGACCAACAGACCCGACUCCAAGAACAAGCAAUAUAACGAUGUGGUUAAGCAGGGUGAUCAGCUUAUCACCAAGCUACAGAAGUACGGUCAAGCGGUCAGGUUGAGAGGUAGCGAGAGAGCGUAA
This is a messenger RNA of Lachnellula hyalina, 1464 nucleotides long. RefSeq names its product putative 26S proteasome regulatory subunit (gene rpn7). Lineage: Eukaryota; Fungi; Ascomycota; Leotiomycetes; Helotiales; Lachnaceae. The record is from RefSeq and is a predicted model, not a curated record. Bases 1 to 1464 code for a protein of 487 amino acids. Gene Ontology annotation, cellular component: proteasome regulatory particle. Gene Ontology annotation, biological process: proteasome-mediated ubiquitin-dependent protein catabolic process. The transcript has 3 exons.